Molecule: messenger RNA, 484 nt
Organism: Triticum aestivum (bread wheat)
Lineage: Eukaryota; Viridiplantae; Streptophyta; Magnoliopsida; Poales; Poaceae
Exons: 1
Coding region: 28-378 (116 amino acids)
Source: RefSeq, a predicted model, not a curated record
UGCCCACCCACAAACGGAUUAGCUAGCAUGGACAGAGUUGUGUGCACCUCUCUUGUAGUCCUCGCGCUAGCUGUGCUCGCCGGCCCGGGCACGAAGGCGGCGGCGCUCGCCGGUGGCACUGCCAGCAUGGACGCGGGGUCGACGGUGCGACCUCAGCUGAUGUCAGCGACGCAGUCGUUGUCCAUGAAGCUGGAGGACGGCGUGGCGCCGGAGCUUGCGGCGGCAUCGGUGGUGAACCUGGAGGUGCACCGCCGCGUCCUUGGUGAGAUCAACCCAGACGUCCUGGGAAAAGAUGUCUGCAUGCCGCGUUGUCCGGCGAAGGGACAGCCGUACACAGGCCAUGCAUGCAAAAACAUUUACAAAUGCCCAAAUACCUGAAUGGACCAGCACGACGUACGGGCGUCGGCGCAACCUCCUUCCUGCCCUGCGUCCGUAAGUACGUCCAAGGUUCAUGUGGGUGCACUCGCGCGCGUUCCACUUCCAU